Tetrahymena thermophila SB210 is the source of this 231-nucleotide messenger RNA. RefSeq lists its product as hypothetical. The record is from RefSeq and is a predicted model, not a curated record. The transcript is spliced from 2 exons. Lineage: Eukaryota; Ciliophora; Oligohymenophorea; Hymenostomatida; Tetrahymenidae.
AUGGAAAGGAUAGACUUCAGUUAACUUUUUAAAAAUAAUAAUUGGGAUCCUUUUAAGAUUAGUAGAAGCUUAAUUUUAGAGAUAUUACUUUAGUUAGAUAGUGAAAAGAAGAAUUAAAAUUAGUAAAAUUAAUAAAAAAACAAAGAUGUACUAUUAGAAUCAAAGGUAAUUAAUCAUGCAUAUUUCUUUAAGUGUGAGCAUAGUUUUAAAUAUUUUAUUUUACAAUUAUGA